AUGAAUUGCAGCAAAGAAUUUUUUGCUUUCUAUCCAGAAGUUAAAGAAUGCAUUAGCCAGUUUCUCAACGGAUUCACUGUUGACUGGGUACAAAAACACUGCAUAGAUAUGCUUGAAUAUUCAACAAAAGGCGGAAAAAUGCUUAGAGGAAUUAUGACUGCAGCUGUUUAUCUUGAAUUAACUGGAUACUCACCAGAUUCUGAAGAAGCUAAGGUUGGAUAUUAUCUCGGCUGGGUUGAAGAGAUCAUUCACGCUGGUUAUUUGAUAGCCGACGACUUGAUGGAUCAAUCUGAAACGAGAAGAGGCCAAGAAUGUUGGUACAAACGUGAAGAAAUUGGUGACCAAGCUGUUAAUGAUGGUCUUAUUCUUCAAGAUCUAGCUUAUGUCUUAUUGGACAAAAUUCGCAACAAACUCAAUACUAAAUACUACGCAAAGUUAAUUGAAUUCUCACGUAAGAUUGGUACAUACACAACUAUUGGCCAAACAUACGAUUUCAUAGCAAAAAUACCAUCAUUCCAAGAAUACAACCAAAUUGUAACAUACAAAACAGCAUUCUAUACAGUUGUCUCUCCUAUAGUUUUUUGGCCUUAUUGGAAGUCAAAUAUACGAUGUUGA
Trichomonas vaginalis G3 is the source of this 615-nucleotide messenger RNA. Its product is annotated as dimethylallyltranstransferase protein. Gene Ontology annotation, molecular function: (2E,6E)-farnesyl diphosphate synthase activity; dimethylallyltranstransferase activity. The coding region runs from base 1 to 615 and encodes 204 amino acids. The transcript has a single exon. NCBI's taxonomy places the organism in Eukaryota, Parabasalia, Trichomonadida, Trichomonadidae. Gene Ontology annotation, cellular component: cytoplasm. Gene Ontology annotation, biological process: trans, trans-farnesyl diphosphate biosynthetic process. The record is from RefSeq and is a predicted model, not a curated record.